AUGGCCAUUUGGGAAGCGGGUAGUGCUACUAAUUUGCGUCUUAUGUGUUGCCCUCUAUGCAAGUCUGACCGUGAUUCAAGAGACCACUUGUUCUUUCAAUGUGUAUAUGCUUCAGACGUUUGGAGAUUGGUCAGGCAUUUGGUUGACAUGGAGAAUGUUACGGAUACCUGGGAUUCUAUCAUGCAAUGGAUGGAGCUUAAUGCUAAUUCUGGAACUAUGGAUAACAUCAUUAGUAAGAUCCUGGUAGCGGCUGCAACGUACUUUGUUUGGCAGGAAAGAAAUAACAGGUUAUUUUCUCAUAAUCAGCGGAGUGCGAGUGUGCUUGCAAAGGUUGUCAUUGAGACGGUUCGACUCAGGAUUAUGGGGUUCCGGUUUGGUAGAGACCCGAAACAAAAGAAGAUUUUGGAUAGGUGGCUGGUCUCGAAGAACAACAUAGAGGUUGAUCCCGGCUAG
Messenger RNA from Helianthus annuus (common sunflower), 453 nucleotides. RefSeq lists its product as uncharacterized. NCBI's taxonomy places the organism in Eukaryota, Viridiplantae, Streptophyta, Magnoliopsida, Asterales, Asteraceae. The record is from RefSeq and is a predicted model, not a curated record. Bases 1 to 453 code for a protein of 150 amino acids. The transcript has a single exon.